This is a messenger RNA of Clupea harengus (Atlantic herring), 5584 nucleotides long. RefSeq names its product ribosomal protein S6 kinase A4 (gene rps6ka4). Lineage: Eukaryota; Metazoa; Chordata; Actinopteri; Clupeiformes; Clupeidae. The record is from RefSeq and is a predicted model, not a curated record. Gene Ontology annotation, biological process: intracellular signal transduction; protein phosphorylation. Gene Ontology annotation, molecular function: protein serine/threonine kinase activity; ATP binding; magnesium ion binding.
AAUCAUAUUUCCUCACACAGUUCUGAACUUGCGCAUUGCACUCCUCCCUAAUUUUGUCGUCUGACUAUCCUAUUGAUUUACUUCCAUUCUAUUUCUCAACAGCAGCAACACAUUUAAUCUCUCUCUCUUUCUCUCCCUCUCUCUCUUUCCCUCUCUCUCUCUCUCUCACACACACACACAAAUCACAAGUAGAUGGUAAAGAUUCUCUCUGUGCAUGCCCAUACCCACACUCAGACAGACAACACACAUAUACACAGACGUGUGCAGACCCAGACACACACCUGAAUGUCAGUAACGGAAAUAGGAUUAUGAAGAUAGAUGAUUGAUGGCAGUAAUGCAGUGAAAGCCCUGCGUGUCUGUGUCCUCUGCCUGACACCUUUCAAAACUCUGCUAAUCCUUGCGGUUAAUACCUGAACAUGCUGCUGCAGCACACAUUCGUUUAGUGGGGUAAAUUAGUGGUGGGGUUCAGUUUUGACAGAGAUCUCAAAUUGUUGUAAAAAUGUAACACAAAGUAAACAUGACACUUUUAAGAUUCCCUUAACAUUUAUAUCAACAAUAUAACACAUUUAUAGGCCUAUGUGAUAAGCUACAUAUAGCUAUGGUUGUGGUUAGUUUUUUUUUGGCAGAUGCUUUUGUCCAAAGCGAAUUACAAAACAGUAGAAAAACAUUACAAACAACAAAGCUAUCAAAUAAUAACAAUAUUUCCAGAUAUAUAAAAAAGAAUUACAUUUAUAAAGUGUGCUUCAAACACAAGAACCAAUUAGACAGAUGCUGUUUAAAAAGGUGAGUUUUUUAAGGCUUUUCAAAUAUACCAAGGCUGUCACUGAAACGGACAUAGAUGGUUAUUUAAUGUGAUCAAAUGGACUUUUAUUAUCACAAUAUCACAAUUUGUUAUAGUAACAAUGUUGGGCGUACAAUAAUGCAAUUAGAGGAAUUAUGAUAGCAGUAACACAGUAUGAUGAACUUGAGAGGUAAAUAGUUAACAAUAUCCCUAUCAGCAGUAAACGCCCUUUUCAUUUCAACUUAAAAAAGCAACAAUCAGAUUGGAUCACACCGGCUUCCGUAGUUUAACUAAUCCAGUCUUUACAACAGUUUUUAAAGUCAUUUUGGUGUGAAAUUUGUUUCCUUUUAGUAAAGAUAUUUUCAGCGUGAGUUACACAUAAGUACAUCCGGAAGAAAGGGAAGAAGAGCGAUUUUAUGUCAUCUGUUGCGCGUCACUUCGAUUAUUUUAUUGGCUCAUAGCUAGGGAGUUUUAAUUAAGUGUCUGUCAUGGCUGGUAGUUAGCGAGCUAGCUGGCAAACCACCUAGCUAGCUAGCCUGGAAAAAUAGUCCGGUUUAUGUCAUUUUUCUUACGUUCGCUUCGCGCAGCUGAUAUAACAGUGCAGCCAGGAGAUGUAUCUCAAGGUAUGUGCGUGCGGGCAAAAAAGCUUAUAAAGAGCCAGAUACCUUGCUAGCUGUCGCCACUACUUUUGAAGAACACUAGCUAACGUUAUACCUAACGUUACAGGUCACUGCAACUGAGUUGUUACAAUUGUAUCAGUAUCCAGUUGCAGAUUGUUAGCAGCAAGCUAGCUUGCUUGCGACAGUUUGUGUCGAAGUAGAAAAUACGGAAAUGGCAUCCACGUAUGGCCGACACCAAUUCAUUGACUGGAGUUAACAGAAACGAAAUUCAAGUUUCAGGCGGCAAUGGUUGUUCGAUAAACAUAAUUUUAUAUCGACUAUAUAGACAUUAGAAGAGAACAUUACAGAUAACUUCGCUGAUAUUUUAUGUGGGCCGUGUAACCCCUGAAAACAACAGGACGAGCUUAUGAAGAUUAGUCAAAACAGCAGGAUGUCAAAGGGAUUUGCGGUGGUCAUACGUGAAAAACAAAACAAUGACUACUAUCAAUACGAGACAGUUCGCGGUGUUUUCCUGCACUUUAUGCAAAAAAACGAGUGAUCUAUAGUGUGCAUUUCUACUGUUUACGCGGUAUAGUUUAGAUGAUAAUUUGUACACCGGAAGGAGAAAUCUAGUCAGCUUGCAGUUCGUUUUUUAAAUAUAAGUUACUUUACAUUUCAUAAGCACUAUGUCUGGAGACACUAGUAGUAGUAGUGGCUGCAGCAGCAGUAGUGGCGAGGACUCUGAUAAAGAGACCCGGAAGAAAGUCUGUACUGUCAAACAUGAAAUCACUAAUGCAAACCUUACAGGGUACACUGAGAAAGUGGGUGUGGAGAACUUCGAACUUCUGAAAGUGCUGGGCACUGGAGCAUACGGAAAAGUGUUCCUCGUGAGGAAGACGAGUGGUCACGAUGAAGGGAAGCUCUAUGCUAUGAAGGUGCUGAAGAAGGCAGCCAUUGUACAAAAGGCAAAAACAGCCGAACACACCCGAACUGAGAGACAAGUUUUGGAGCACAUUCGGCAGUCUCCCUUCUUAGUCACACUGCACUAUGCCUUCCAAACUCAGACGAAACUGCACCUCAUACUUGACUAUGUUAGUGGUGGGGAGAUGUUUACCCAUCUUUACCAGCGAGACCACUUCUCUGAGGAGGAAGUUCGGAUAUACAUUGGAGAGAUCAUUCUUGCCUUGGAGCAUCUGCAUAAGCUUGGCAUUGUGUACCGGGACAUCAAACUGGAAAACAUCCUAUUGGACAACGAGGGCCACGUGGUGCUGACAGACUUUGGGUUGAGCAAGGAGUUCCUGGAUGAAGAGAAAGAGAGGACCUAUUCGUUCUGUGGCACCAUUGAGUACAUGGCACCAGAGAUCAUCCGAGGGAAGUUAGGCCAUGGCAAGUCGGUGGACUGGUGGAGUCUGGGCAUCCUCAUGUUUGAGCUGCUGACUGGAGCCUCUCCGUUCACCCUGGAGGGCGAGAGGAAUACGCAGAGUGAGGUUUCCAAGCGGAUCCUGCGCUGCGACCCCCCGUUCCCGUCUAUGAUUGCCCCCCUGGCGCAGGACCUCCUGAGGAAGCUGCUGGUCAAAGACCCCCACAAACGCCUCGGCUCGGGCCCCAAGGGGGCGGACGACAUCAAGACUCAUCCAUUCUUUAAGGGGCUCAGCUGGUCAGAUCUGGCUGCAAAAAAGGUGGUCAGCCCCUUCCGUCCUGAGCUGCGGAAUGAGCUGGAUGUGGGAAAUUUUGCCGAGGAAUUCACUGGGAUGGAUCCUGUCUACUCUCCAGCCACCACCCCUCCCAGUACUGAUCGCCUUUUCCAGGGUUACUCUUUCAUCGCGCCGUCCAUUCUGUUCAACAAAAACGUCGUCAUGGGGGACUUCCUGGAGAACCAGGUGAACGUGGACCGGCCCGGCUCAGCCACAGUGAAGCGCAGCGCCAUGCUGAAGGACUCUCAGUUCUUCCAGCAGUACGAGCUGUGCCUGCAGGGCCCUCCUCUGGGAGAAGGCAGCUUCUCUGUGUGCAGGAAGUGCCGACACAAGCAGAGCGGACAGGAGUACGCCGUCAAAAUCACCAGCCGCAGAAUGGAGGCGAUGAUCCAGAAGGAGAUCGCAGCUCUGAGGCAGUGUGAGUCUCAUCCCAAUAUCGUCAAACUCCAUGAAGUCUACACCGACCAGCACCACAUGUAUCUGGUGAUGGAGCUGCUGCGUGGCGGCGAGCUGCUGGAGCGCAUCAAGCGGAAGAAGCUGUUCGCCGAGUGGGAGGCCAGCAAGCUCAUGAGCAGCCUGGUGUCGGCCGUCAGCUUCAUGCACGAGGCCGGCGUGGUGCACAGGGACCUCAAGCCAGAGAACGUUCUGUUCGCCGGCGAGGGUGAGGACGCGGUGCUGAAGGUGAUCGACUUUGGCUUCGCCCGCUUGUUCCCGGCGGGCAGCGCCCCGCUGCAGACGCCCUGCUUCACCCUGCAGUACGCCGCCCCCGAGCUCUUCCACUCCACCGGCUACGACAAGGGCUGCGACCUCUGGAGCCUGGGGGUCAUCCUGUACACCAUGCUGUCGGGACAGGUUCCCUUCCAGAGUGAAAAAAAGGGCAUGACCUCAUCAUACGCGGCUGACAUCAUGCAGAAGAUCAAAGAGGGAGACUUCUCAUUGGAAGGAGAGGCGUGGAGGGGCGUGUCAGAAGAGGCCAAAGAGCUUGUGAGAGGUCUGUUGACGGUGGACCCCGAGUGCCGUCUGAAGCUGAGCCACCUGAAGGAGAACGGCUGGCUCCAGGGCGGGGCCCACGUCUCCUCCGCCCCGCUGUGCACCCCCGACGUGCUGGAGUCCAGCGGCCCCACCGUGCGCACUUACGUCAACGCCACUUACAAGGCGUUCAACAGGGGGAAGAGAGAGGGCUUCUUCCUGAAGAGCGUGGACAACGCCCCUCUGGCCAAGCGCCGCAAGCUGAAGAUGACCAGCACCGGGGUGGAGACCCGACGCAGCUCCUCCUCGUCCUCCUCCUCGUCCUCCUCCUCCUCCGCGGUGGUGGUGGCGGCGUCCACGCAGCCCCAGGCGCAGCUGCGGCCGACCGUGGCCCCAGACCCCGACCCCUGAGCCGGCCUGCGGGAGGAGGCCUCGGAGGGCCCCCCCCACCCCCACCCCCACCCCCACCCCAACCGUCCACCACCCAAACUGAAGACGCCUACAGGGUCCCAGUGUGACUGAAUGAAUCACUGAAGAAGGCAAAACUCUUUAAAUCACACCCACAUCCAAAAAGCCAGAUCUUCUAAUCGUGGCACAACAUGCUGUAUGGGACCGUACGUGGUCUGACGGCAAAGGGCUUAUGCACUCCUUUCCAAUGGAUAUGUCAAGUCGGUUUUUUUGGGCCAUCCAUGGUUUAGCAAGAGAGUGGGGGACAACUGUUGUAUAUUUCAAGCAAAAAAAAACGUAAUCGUUCAAAAUUGGUGUCAAAUCGUUUCGCUAUUUCGCUGUCGCUUCUUUAAACCCGCUGGUCGUAAGAUGUUCCCCGCCGAUUGUUACGUUUGCAUGUUUACCAGUGUUGAACUGCCAGACACCUUUUAGUCUUGUGUAAUUUUUUUUUUAUUGUUCGCUCGUAUGAUUGAAUGUACCUUUUAAUGAGUGGGAUUUGUUUUUAUGGCUUUUAAGACGCGUUGUAAAAGAUGCUGAAGGCAGAGCCGUUUUUAAAAAGGGACACUUUCAAGAUAGGUGGGAUAACAAGCCAUUUGAGAGUCAAAGCCAUAGGUACUGAGAAAAGGGGACGUUUGUGUGGCCCCCUGGCCAUAGACAGUGUGACCAGGGACUGGAGAGGAGGAGUAGCUGUUAUACAUAUAACACUUUAUAUCAAAGGUGGCUUUCGGACAGUUUAAUGGGCUUGAUGGUUGAUUUUAGUUUUUUUUUUUUUUUAUCCACAACAGCAAAUAAGGACUAGGCCUGAUUGUGAGGGUCAGGCGUGAAUCUUUGUCUGCGUGUCGUUGUUGGGUUUACUUCGUGCAUGCCUCUCAGUAUACGUGGUGAAGCCUCUGAACGGCAGUCUUCAAUGUACAGUGUUUUUAAUGACUGAACCCUUCACUAACGCUUCCCUGCUGUGCUUUCAUGGUGCGGACCGGAUCAGUCUGUGAUACCACGAGCUUGACUCUGUGGCCCCCGGAGUCCUUGGAGGUGUGUGUGUGUGUGUGUGUGUGUGUGUGUGUGUGUGUGAGAGAGAGAGAGAGAGAGAGAGAGAG